This is a messenger RNA of Symbiodinium natans, 531 nucleotides long. NCBI's taxonomy places the organism in Eukaryota, Dinophyceae, Suessiales, Symbiodiniaceae. The record is from the annotation of a GenBank genome assembly.
AUGCCAGAUGCGUACCAGUGCCGGACAUCCGAAAAAGGAGCGCCCGAGGGGCGGGAAGCCUAUUCCUGGGCGGUGCUGCAGUCUGGGAAGGACUUGGUAGGCGUCGCAAAGACCGGCUCCGGCAAGACCUUGGCCUUUCUUCUUCCGGGCUUCGUCAAGCUCAGGAAGCUCAAGAAGAGCCAAGAUAUCGACACCAAGCUGGGGCCCGCGCUGUUGUGCAUGACGCCGACUCGCGAGCUGUGCCAUCAGAUCUACUCAGAUGCGGAGAAGUUCGGCGGCCCAGUGCAGAUCACAGCUGCGUGCUGUUACGGCGGCGCAAGCCGCAAGGAUCAGGAAUGGGCAAUAAAUACGGGGCCAGACUGUCUCAUUGCCACGCCUGGUCGGCUGAAUGACUUUGUCCAGAAGAAGCAGGUCCGUUUGGACCAAGUGCGGUUCACAAUCAUUGAUGAGGCAGAUCGCAUGCUGGACAUGGGCUUCGAGCCGCAAAUCAAGCAGGUCCUGGAUGAGGCCGACCCGACUUCUCCCGUGUAA